UGGUAGGCCAUGGGUAGACAAUCACAUGACUUCACUGUCAUGAGUCUUUGGAAACAUAAACAUACCCACAGUCUAGAUUUCUAGACAUCUCUCAUUCUCUAUCAAAUUUUCUAGAUUCUAAUCUAGAUUCUAAUAUGAUAAAAUUCAGAUCACAUAUUUAAGAAUCUAAUAUCUAGAUCCAGAUGACUAUUGAGGUCUGUAGCUAUAAUUAUUAUAAUAUAAUAGCCCAGUAACAGCAAAGAAUAAGUUCUACUUCAAAGUUCAAAGUAUGGUUGUGUUGGACUAAAGUAUAACCAUGUCUGAUUUUCUUGAAGAGCAUAUCUAUAUUCCUAUUUUGGUUGGUAUUGCAUUGAUAGUUGGACUUGGAUUUUUACUUUAUUAUCUUUGCCGCAAACGAAGAAGGUUCCAUGGGCGUGAUUAUGUGUAUAAAAGGCUGGAGCACGAAGCCCAGUUGGUGGAGCAGAUGAACUUGGAAAGGGAGACAAGACAGAAGAUUAUUAGAGAUGCUGUGUACAUGAACUGCCAGUAUUAUCUACGAUCACAUCCAAACUUCAGAAGCAUGAAACAGUUGAAUGAACUAGGCAGUCGUCUAGACAAACAUUGGUUCCUGGUGGAAGAUGUGAAGACUAACCAGGAGAGGAUGCUAAGUUGUCUACCCUACUCCACUAAUAUGAAGAUUCCAUUCACAAAAACAACAUGUAAAAUUCUGAAAGAUCUUUUCUCACUUUUACAGCACCCAUAUAUAUUUCCAGUGUAUGAUUUUGAUUUCGCUGUUGAACAGAACCUUGUGUUCCUAGUUCAGCCUAUAGCCACACGGGGCUCUCUCAAGGAUUUAAUAUAUCAGUGUCGCUACACAGAAAGCUGGUACAAUAAAUAUUGCCAGAAGCAUAAAGGUUUGUCCGUGGAGACUGUACAGCUCUAUGGAAAACAAGUUCUGACUGGAAUGUUAUACUUGGAAGAAAAAGGUUUUCCUCCACAUGGAAACAUCCAAGCUGGCAAUAUUAUGUUGGAGGAUGGUGUCUGCAGAAUUGCUGGCUAUGAGAACUGCUUCCUAGCCAACAGAUCUCGUGUUUAUAAUUUAGUUAAGAAGAAACUGAAAGAAGCAAACAAGAAUGCUUUGGACUCUCUGUGUUUUGGGCACUUAUUGUAUGAGAUGGUAUUUGGUCGUGAGCUCCAGUCAGCACAUCCAGAACCUCAGAACUUGGCCACUCACACAUCUCCACACAUUAUUGAGAUUUUAAAUUUCAUCUUUGAAAAUGAAUCCAAAAAAUAUCCAACUGUCCAGGAAAUUAAUAUUCAUCCAUUUUUCGCAAAUGUAAAUCUUAAGGAAAUGAAAAUCUACAAUCCCAUCAAGAUCCACCUGAAUGAUCAAAUGGUCUCACUUUUAAGGGCUGUGAAAAAAGGAAAACCCUUUAAGGUUUCUAAGUCUGCAAGCACCAAAAGGAAGAAGUCCAAAGUCUCUGGCUUCCCAACCCCCAACACGCAGCAAAUCCAACAAUCUGAAGCUGCACCUUUAGUGCCAUCUACAUCAUACCAGAGAGGACCAGCAGCACCACCACCUCCUCCUCCUCCACCACCACCACCACCUGGUCAACCACCCCUUGGUGGAGCUGCUCCACCCAUGCCUCCGUCCACUUCAUCUUCUGAGAGGACGGCCUUGUUGACUGACAUCAGGAAAGGAGCAAGUUUAAAGAAAACCCUUACGAAUGACAGAAGCGCACCCAAAGUUUAAAAAUUAUGGACUGGAUUUAACUUUGGUGAAAUAAAUACAAAAUUUCUCAGAGAAAUAAAAGUAUCAGUAUUACAAAUCGUCUGCUGCUUACCAAAACAAAAAAUGUUCUUUCCUGACUGCAUAAUUUGACUUUUCAUGUUGAAGAUUGAUUUUAUUUCUGUGUACUGAUAUCAGAAUAGAGGAAGUGUCUAUAGACAUUAUAAAUAUAUGAAAAGUAGUAUUGACUUGAAUAUUUCAGACAUUAGAUGAUCAGACCUCUACAACGCACUUGUUGAU
Messenger RNA from Biomphalaria glabrata, 2008 nucleotides. Its product is annotated as slowpoke-binding protein-like. The coding region runs from base 296 to 1732 and encodes 478 amino acids. The record is from RefSeq and is a predicted model, not a curated record. Gene Ontology annotation, molecular function: protein serine/threonine kinase activity; actin binding; ATP binding. Lineage: Eukaryota; Metazoa; Mollusca; Gastropoda; Planorbidae. The transcript has 15 exons. Gene Ontology annotation, cellular component: cytoplasm. Gene Ontology annotation, biological process: protein phosphorylation.